AUGUCAAUUGACGAGCCUGUUACCACCGCCAGAACAGUCCUUGAGGAGUUGAAGAAAACGCCUGUCAAUGUGCAGUCGGAGUGUCGACGACUUUCUCCAGCCUACAUCUUCUACAAUGAGUGUGAACGCGCUUGUGACACCGGAUUACCCUACAAGGAAUGCGUACAACAAUGUGCGCCUGAUGAGUUACAAGAAGGCUGGGUCUGUCGCACCGGAUGUCGGAAGUUGGAUACAGCGAUGAAAAAUCGCUUUGGUGACUGUCCAACCACAACGGAGGCAAUUAUGCCAACUGAGCAGAAUAGGCACUGGAUAAAUUCCCCUGAUAUCCCUUCCACGCCUAUCUGCACUCUCGAUUCAGACUGUGCUGGUGACAAAAUGUGUUGUUCUGGAGCCUGUAUGGUGCCUGUUUUCGGAAAUGACAUUCCACAGCAUGUUCAACUUCCUCAAAUAACUGAAGAAAAUACGCCAAGGUCGUUUGAACUCAGUUGGAACAUUGGAGGUGAAAAUAGGGCAACAUUUGAUGAUCCGGUUUUAUAUGUCCUUCAAACCACAAUACCAGUAGCUCGACUGAGUGAUCCAGAUGUUGGCUGGUGGUAUCAAUAUCGUAUUGCAGCUGUCAAUCGCUAUGGAUCUCGUGGGUUUGGUGAUUCAACUACCCCUCCUGUUCGGGUUACAAGUCAACUUCCACAGGCAGCUUCUUCACCGAGACAACUCAUUGAUGGCGCAUGGAGGUUUCAAGCUGACGGUGGAGUUCAUGUCCGCAUUGAAUGGAAAACACCGGCAUCAGCUGUAAUUCCAGUCACUGAAUAUCAUAUUCAAUGCGCUCCCGAUGACUCCUCUGCUGACAAAACAACCUCUCUUCACAUUGUCCCAGCGAGUCAAACACAUUACCUUCUUCGCGAUCUGAAGACAAAUAUGUCCUACCAAAUUCAGGUUCAAGCGAUUUCCUCCUGGGGUACUAAAACUUUCACUUCUGCGCCAGCAAAACACUUUAUCAUUACACCGGGACUACCGAAGCGAGAACCCUUCUCUCAAAAUCGCCAAUCCACCGAGGAGAAUUCGGGUCACCAUGACUACGGUGGUGACACGCAGGUGGCAUGCAGUUGUGACAGUGUUAAGACACGAGGAGACACCACCAGACCCCAAAUAUCAUCAAAUUUUCAGCCACUGCGUUUUUCCCAACCUAAUGGCGGAGGUCUUACCAUUCGAUUCUCCAACGCUCCAGGAGUCUCCGAUGGUCAGUUUCUAAAGACGAUUCUCACUGUGAAUGAAUUUGCUGAUGCAACGGAUCCUCAACUCCUUAGAGGCGAAAAACUCUCCCCACGACUUUUAACAAUCCAAUGGAAACAACAAGCGUGUAUAGAAACUGGCUCUCAGUUAUCGAAGACAUUUAUGCCUCUCAAACCCCUGGAUGAAUCAGGCACUGGAUCAUCACCACAAAACGAAAACUGCCGCUUUGUUGUGCUUGAGCCAGUACAGCCGGCGACUAUUCUAGGUGAAGAUCGACUAACACGAACUGGACGUGUUGAGGUCUCUUCUUUACAGCUCAAUUGUCAUUACAGCAUCUUUGUGGCGCCACACAAGAGGAAAUCAAAUGAAAAUUCGCAUCAACAGAAUUCGGAACAACCUCCCAUUCCCAUCGGAUGUCUAUGCACUCCCGCUUGCUUCGAUGAUCAAUCUUCACCCUGGGCAACGCAUUUUAGCGAAGACCUAUCACCACCGACCGAUUUGAAGUCUCAACUGCUCUCAGAGUCGGAAUUGGUAUAUAAUGUGUCAUGGAGGCCACCUACAGUUAUCCGCAAUCCUCGCAGUCCACGACAGGAAACACAACCGGAAUUGAAUCCUUCGGAUAUAUUUUACAGGGUGACAUGGGGUCCAGCAAUGGAUAGGCACUUGAACCCACAAAUUCUUCGACUUCUUGCAGAUCCUUAUCCACGACUCGAUCCUACUGAAUCUCAAACUAAGGUUCUGCCGAUUGUAAUGGAAAUACUAGUCAAGGGGGAGGGAGAUACGUGUAGGCUGACAAAAACUUCGUUUCUACUCACAUCUCUACAACCAAACAGUGUAUAUGUCUUCAAAAUACAGUCUAUUCUUCUGAAGCCUUCGAAUCAUCAUUCAGAUGACAUAGUGGACAUCCACUUGGAGAUUAUUAAAUCUAGUGGCGAGGACUAUCUUUACCUUCAAACACCUACUCGAGCUAUAUCUCUCAACGCUUUGAUCCGCGACGCCUUCAUAAAUGCUGCUGGGAGCAGUCGGUUGCAUCGAGAUUCCAUGCUACUAUUUACAGUCAUCAUGUGUAUCGUGUUGUACCGGUAA
Messenger RNA from Rodentolepis nana, 2316 nucleotides. NCBI's taxonomy places the organism in Eukaryota, Metazoa, Platyhelminthes, Cestoda, Cyclophyllidea, Hymenolepididae. The record is from the annotation of a GenBank genome assembly.